AUGUUCAUAUUUUACUUUUCACAUGUUCAUAUUUUACUUCACUUUGCAACUGAUGACAAGCUGGAGACAGCACAGGAUAUCAAUAGUUUAAUAUGUGCAGAAAUUCCAGAUCCAAUUAUAAAUCGUGAACUUUAUGAUGUUAUUAAAACUUGCAUGAAUCAUGGCCCAUGUGGCAUAUUGAAUCCAAAUUCUACCUGCAUGAAAGAUGGGGUCUGCAGCAAAAAUUAUCCUAAAGAAUUUAAUGCCAAUACAGUAGUAGUUCAUAAUGUUUAUCCUCGCUAUAGACGUCGUGAUAAUGGUUUGGUUAUCAAUAUUAAAGGAAACAAUGUAGAUAACCGCUGGGUGGUACCUUACAAUCCAUGGUUAUCAAAGAAAUAUCAAGUCCACAUUAAUGUUAAAGCUUGCAUGUCUGUUAAGGCUGUUAAGUAUAUGUACAAAUACAUAUACAAGGGUCACGACGGUGCCAAUAUUUUGAUAAAUGAACAUAUUAAUCAUGAUGAAGUAAACACUUUUUUAGAUUGUCGUUUUGUUAUUGCACCUGAAGCAUUGUGGCGAAUUUUUGAGUAUCCCAUAAGUCAUACAUCACACACUAUUUUCCGCCCUAAAGUUCAUCUUCCUGAGAAUCAAUUAGUGUAUUUUAGAGAAAGAGCAUAA
This is a messenger RNA of Hydra vulgaris (swiftwater hydra), 654 nucleotides long. NCBI's taxonomy places the organism in Eukaryota, Metazoa, Cnidaria, Hydrozoa, Anthoathecata, Hydridae. The record is from RefSeq and is a predicted model, not a curated record.